Molecule: messenger RNA, 1389 nt
Organism: Coccomyxa subellipsoidea C-169
Lineage: Eukaryota; Viridiplantae; Chlorophyta; Trebouxiophyceae; Coccomyxaceae
Product: HECT-domain-containing protein
Exons: 8
Coding region: 1-1389 (462 amino acids)
Biological process (GO): positive regulation of protein catabolic process; protein polyubiquitination; proteasome-mediated ubiquitin-dependent protein catabolic process
Molecular function (GO): ubiquitin-protein transferase activity
Source: RefSeq, a predicted model, not a curated record
AUGCGCCGCCGCUCCUCCACCUCGGUCUCCAUGGACCUCUCGCUGGCCCCUGUCACGUCCGAGGAGACACCCUUUCAGAGCGCCUCGCCCGACGGCAAACCCCUCGAGGCCCAGCUGCCCUUCCUCAGGUUUGCGGAGCGGCACAGGCGGUUGGUGAACGUGCUGAUCCAGCAGAACGUGCAGCUGCUGCUGGAGGGCCCCCUGACGCAGCUCAUGCGCACACCGCGGCUGAUCGACUUUGACAACAAGCGCGCCUUCUUCCGCAGCCAGGUCCGCUCCGCCAGCGACCGCUAUCACGGCUCCCUGCGCAUCCACGUGCGCCGCGAGCACAUCUUCGAGGACUCCUUCCACCAGCUCCGCUCCAAGACGCCUGAGGAGAUGCGGGGCAAGCUGUCAGUGCAGUUCCACAGCGAGGAGGGCAUCGACGCCGGCGGUGUCACCCGCGAGUGGUACCAGGUGAUGGCGCGGGAGACGUUCAACCCGAACAUAUCGCUGUUUGUGCCGACGGGGGGCUCCACGUUCCAGCCCAACCCCAACAGCAUCGUGCAGAACGACGAGGCGCGCGGCACCAACCAUCUGGACUUCUUCAAGUUUGUGGGCCGCGUGGUGGGCAAGGCGCUGUACGACGGCCAGCUCAUCGACGCCUACUUCACCCGCUCCUUCUACAAGCACAUGCUCGGCCAGCCCCUCACCUACCAGGACAUAGAGGGGGUGGACCCGGAGUACUUCAAGAACCUGACGUGGCUGCUGGAGCACGACAUGACGGAUGUGGUGGACCUGAACUUUGUGGAGGAGGUGGACUACUUUGGCCGCGUGGAGCACGUCGAGCUCAAGCCCGGCGGCCGUGACAUCAAGGUGACGAACGAGAAUAAGCGCGAGUACGUGGAUCUGGUGGCGGAGCACCGCAUGACCACGGCCAUCCGCGCUCAGAUCCAGGCCUUCCUCAAGGGCUUCUGGGAAAUGGUGCCCAGGGAUCUGAUCUCCAUGUUCAAUGACCACGAGCUGGAGUUGCUGAUCAGCGGGCUGCCGGAGAUCGAUGUGGACGACCUGCGCGCCAACACCGACUACCAUGGCUACUCGCCCGCGUCCCCGGUGAUCCAGUACUUCUGGGAGGUCGUGCGCGAGAUGGACAAGGAGGACCUGGCGCUGCUGGUGCAGUUUGUCACCGGCACCUCCAAGGUCCCCCUGGAAGGCUUCAAGGCCCUGCAGGGCAUCGGCGGGCCGCAGAAGUUCCAGAUCCACAAGGCGUACGGGAGCCAGCAGAAGCUGCCGGCGGCGCACACCUGCUUCAACCAGCUGGACCUGGUGGAGUACGAGAGCAAGGAGCAGCUGCGCGACCGCCUCAUGCUCGCGCUGCACGAGGGCGCCACCGGUUUCGGCUUCGGCUAA